This is a messenger RNA of Nakaseomyces glabratus, 546 nucleotides long. RefSeq lists its product as uncharacterized. NCBI's taxonomy places the organism in Eukaryota, Fungi, Ascomycota, Saccharomycetes, Saccharomycetales, Saccharomycetaceae. The record is from RefSeq and is a predicted model, not a curated record.
AUGCUACACACCCGCGAAAGCCCGGAGGACGUCUCGCUCGGGGCACGGCUAGCUCACCUCGAGAGCUUGAUAGGCACCGAGGCAAUUGAUCUGGAUAAAUUCAGCCACAGCAAUACCACAUUAUCGGCUAUCCUAGAUGCAGUUACAUUAAAACUCAAUAGCUGGAUCAAUACCGCGACCGUGGAGUCACGGCUACUGAUGGAGUUACUGAUGAACCAUCAGGAAUCGGCUCUCUUAGCAAAACAACAGCAAGACGAAGGUGAUAACCCAUACGAGAUAGUGGUCAUCGAAAGAUUAGAAGUCAUGGCCAGAUCGCUCAUACAACUAGAGACUCUUUAUAGAGACUCACUACGAUUGGAUACAACUGAAUCUCUUGCAUUGGACACCGAUAUAAUCUCCCAAAUAAAUCAAUUGUUUACAAACUGUAACGUAUGCAUCAAACGCACAAUAGUACUAGCUUAUAGAUUGAAACUGCGACAUAGGAAACACCAACAAUACGUAAAAUAUCUUGAAGACAGACUAAUGAUCAGAGAUGAUCAGAGAUGA